AUGGGGAGAGACAAUGAGACGAUCACCACAGACUUCAUCCUCCUGGGACUCUGGCCUGAAUCCCGCCACCUCGUUAUCCUCAUCUGCCUCAUCCUUCUCGUUUACUUUCUGGCUGUCAUGGGCAAUGCUGUCCUCAUUCUCCUCAUCUGGCUGGAUUCCCGACUCCACACUCCCAUGUAUAUUCUGCUCAGCCAGCUGUCCUUCAUCGACUUCACUUUGAUCUCAACUACUGUCCCCAAAAUGGCCACAAACUUCUUCUCAGGGAGGAGAACCAUAUCACAGGUUGGCUGUGGAGCCCAGAUCUUUAUUAGUCUAACCCUAGGAAUUGCUGAGUGCCUCCUGCUGACCUUCAUGGCCUAUGACCGCUACAUCGCCAUCUGUAACCCCCUGAGGUACUCCAUCAUCAUGAACCGCAGCCUCUGCACACAGAUGGUCAUAGUGUCCUGGGCAGGAGGAGGAGCCACCUCCUUGGUUCAUACUGCCUAUGCCAUGCACUUCCCCAUCUGUCGCCCCAGAGUAAUCCCACACUUUCUCUGUGAGGGAAUAGCUCUGUUAAAGCUGACGUGUGAGGACAUUUCCUCAUACAUGAAGUCAGUGGUGGUGUCCUGCUUCCUGGUGGUUCUCAUUCCCCUGAGUCUCAUCCUGGCCUCCUACACCCUCAUCUUCCUUGCUGUCCUCCGCAUGAGCUCUCCUGAGGGCAGGAGCAAGGCUCUGGCCACGUGCUCCUCCCACCUCUGUGUGGUCACACUGUACUUCGGCCCUGCCAUAUUGGUUUACAUGAGGCCUGGCUCCUCGAAGACACCCAAAUUAAACCAGUCUCUCUUCAUGUUUAACGCCAUCCUUACCCCCAUGCUUAAUCCUCUCAUUUAUAGCCUCAGAAACAAGGAUGUCAUAGCAGCUUUAAAGAAUACAAUCUUCAGUAGAUGCCCCCUACAAAAGAUGAAACACCACUGGGUUACCUUGUGUAAUGACCCAGUUAAGGAAAUAAGCACUUCCAUCGCUUCGCAGUUAAUCCUUGUUAAGCAUGAAUAUUGUGGGAAGCAGCUGAAGCUGGACACUGAUCACAAUCACACGUGUGAGCCAGAGCAAGACCAGCAUCAGGAACACUUGGGCACCUCAGUAGAUGAAUCCAGUGAUGAGCACCACACCCCCAUGACCCAAUUACUCCCAGAAGCCCCCACCAAGAGCAUAGAGGUUUUGGGGUACACCAAGGGCCUAAUCAAGCAGAAGACGGUGGAACAAGAGGGCAACGGCCUCAUCCAGCCUAAAAGAAAGGAGGUCACGCUCAAGACUCUGCCCUCAGUGGGACAGACCUCAGGACCCUCUCUCCUGUCACGUCAUCACCCAAAGAGUUCGCAGAUGUGGGAACUUGCCAGAUGUCGAGAGUUACUGAGGUGUAUUACCACACCCCCAUUUGUUUGCCUUCCCACUGGAGAAAGGAGCUGGGUUCCCAUCAUUGCUGCUGUACAGUGUGAAAAGUCGGGAGGUGGUUUUAGCCAUCUCAAUGCUCCUGCUCCCCGGUGCCUGCUGAUGGGAAACACGCCGCUCCGUGCCUACGUGCCAUCAACUACAUGA
Messenger RNA from Chinchilla lanigera (long-tailed chinchilla), 1575 nucleotides. RefSeq names its product olfactory receptor 2T27-like. Gene Ontology annotation, biological process: G protein-coupled receptor signaling pathway. The transcript is spliced from 5 exons. Gene Ontology annotation, cellular component: membrane. Gene Ontology annotation, molecular function: olfactory receptor activity; G protein-coupled receptor activity. NCBI's taxonomy places the organism in Eukaryota, Metazoa, Chordata, Mammalia, Rodentia, Chinchillidae. The record is from RefSeq and is a predicted model, not a curated record. The coding region runs from base 1 to 1575 and encodes 524 amino acids.